AUGUUUUUUUUACCGGAUGCGAUUAAACAUUCCAUUAAAAAUGCCUUGUUAAGCAAGACUAUUCCUGAAAAUGGACAAUAUGGAAAAGAUAAUAUAAAUUUUAAACCACAACAAGAAUUAACCAUUCCGACCGAUAAAAAUACUACAAAUGACUACAUUUGUGGCGUUUAUUACACCAAUUGGUCACCAUAUCCACCAAGAAAUCAUUUCCCACAACAAAUAGAUUUCACAAGAAUUACUAAUGUUUACUACUCUUUUUUUAUCAUUAAUCCUAAAACUGGGAAAAUUCUGUCUAGUGAUGAUUGGGCCGAUUUUGAAAUGAAUGUUUUCAAAAAAAUGUACAUCGAUUUACCUACAAAUCAAAGGAAAAAGUCUGAUAAAUUACUUUCUUAUAAGAAUGCUGAUAAAAUUUUGGGUAAGGGUUUGAUAAGCGAAUUUUAUUAUUUGAAAACAUCUGCUUUUUUAUCACAAUAUAGUGGUUUGUCAACUCACGGUAAUUUUAAAACAGUAAUGAGUAUUGGUGGCUGGUCCAACAAGGAUAGUUUCCAUCUUAUUGCACAUGAUAACACUAAAUUCAAUAACUUUAUAAAUAGCGCUGUUGACACCAUGUUUAAAUAUGGGUUUGAUGGUAUCGAUAUCGAUUGGGAAUUUCCUGUUAAUGAUGGUGUUGAGCCUGUAAAAUUUUUAAAUAUGGUGAGAAUCAUUGGAGAAAAAUUAAAUAUGUUAGAAAAAAAUAUUUAUGGAACAAAACCACAGAACAUUAUCGACAGUGACGCACAUUUUUUACUAACUGUUGCCAUUCCAUGUGCAGAAGAAACUUUGUCAAUUAUGAAAUUAAACCAAAUGGAUAGGUACGUUGAUUAUUGGAACCUAAUGGCUUAUGACUUUAAAGGCGAAUGGUCAACCACUGCAGGAUUCCACUCUAAUUUAUAUAAUAAAGAUAACCAAAAAUAUAAUAAAAAAUAUAAGAGAACACAUUUCCGUAAUGAUGAAUCGGAGUUAAGUGUUGAUUUAGGUGUUAAAUAUUUAUUGAAUAAUACCAAUAUCAACUCCAAAAAAAUUAUUUUAGGCAUGCCUAUGUACGGGAGAGGCUUUACCCAUGUUAAUUCUAAUUCGAUCGAAAAAAUAACCAACGGCUCCGUUUCGUAUAGUGGUGUGGGUGGGUUAUCUGAUGGAGAGCCCGGUAUGUGGUUGUAUAACCAAUUGCCACUAAGAAAUGGUAAUAAUGCAAAAGUUAGUGCUAGCAGUAUGAACAAUGAACACUUUGAUUCUGAAGCUGUGUCUGCAUAUAGUUUUGACCCCAACAAUAAAACAUUUGUUGGUUAUGAUAAUCAACAAAGUAUGGUUGUUAAAGCAGAAUACGUCCAGAAAAUGAAACUAGGGGGUGGCUUUUGGUGGGAAUCGUGCGGUGAAAAUAGUGCAAAACCAUUAAUUAAAGCUUUCCAUGAUAGUAUUCCAAAUGCUUCAUGGGACAGUAAAAAACAAAAAAGUUUAUGGAAUAAUUCACAAGUAAUUGAGUAUUAUUUGAAAGAAUAUGGCGAGGAGGGAUUUUUAUCCAAAAUGAUGCAAUCGCAAUUGUAUAGAAAAAAUAAUAGUUGA
Messenger RNA from Saccharomycodes ludwigii, 1599 nucleotides. RefSeq names its product putative chitinase (gene CTS2). Gene Ontology annotation, cellular component: extracellular region. The record is from RefSeq and is a predicted model, not a curated record. Gene Ontology annotation, molecular function: chitin binding; chitinase activity. Gene Ontology annotation, biological process: carbohydrate metabolic process; chitin catabolic process. The transcript has a single exon. The coding region runs from base 1 to 1599 and encodes 532 amino acids. NCBI's taxonomy places the organism in Eukaryota, Fungi, Ascomycota, Saccharomycetes, Saccharomycodales, Saccharomycodaceae.